Molecule: messenger RNA, 2790 nt
Organism: Alternaria burnsii
Lineage: Eukaryota; Fungi; Ascomycota; Dothideomycetes; Pleosporales; Pleosporaceae
Product: general amidase
Exons: 8
Coding region: 1-2790 (929 amino acids)
Source: RefSeq, a predicted model, not a curated record
AUGGGUUUCAGUCUCAACAACCCCCUGCCCUCUUCCAUGAGCAGCGAAUGUCGCAAGACAGGAAAGAUUCUAGCAUCCUUUGUCGACCCCAGGCAAGCCUUUGGACCCGACAAGAUUAUUCCCCCGAAUGUUCUCGCCAAUGCAAAGGGUCUCGCGAUUCUCACAGUAUUCAAGGCUGGCUUCCUCGGCACAGCGCGAUUUGGUUCAGGUGUCGUUGUCGCUCGUCUCGCUGACGGAUCGUGGUCGGCGCCCACAGCCAUCGGAACCAUCGGCGGCGGCUUCGGCGGACAAAUUGGUUUCGAGCUCACCGACUUCGUCUUCAUCCUGAACGAUGCAUCGGCAGUGCGUACAUUUGCGCAGGCAGGAUCUUUAACACUUGGUGGCAACGUCUCUAUCGCAGCGGGGCCAGUUGGUCGCAAUGCCGAGGCUGCCGGCGCGGCGAGUUUGAAGGGCGUAGCGGGCAUCUUCAGCUACAGCAAAACCAAGGGACUUUUCGCGGGUGUCAGUCUCGAGGGAAGCGGUAUCAUCGAGCGGAGAGACGCCAACGAGAAGCUGUACGGCCGCCGAUGGACUGCGCGCGAGAUUCUCAGCGGACAGGUUCCCCCACCACCAGCCGCCGCCCCGCUCCUGCAGGUGCUCAACUCAAGAGUCUUUGCUGGCGUUGGAGGAGCCCAGAAUGUUACGAACGAUGCCAUGUACAACGACAUCCCCGUCUAUGACGAUUCGCGCGACAAUGUAGUAUGGCAAGGGCGCCAGGGUUCAGCAAUGGGCGAAGGCGUACGGAGGGAUCGUACAGGUUCUCUAGGCCAAGGAAACAACGACUACGAAUAUAGAGACCGACCACAGCGUUCUUCCGGCUGGGAAGAUGAUGUUUACGACCGGCAGCCAUCCUCAGCACCCCUCGGCCGAUCCUUCUCCACGCGCGCGAACCCCAACGAGACAUUCGACCGCAUGGACACACGGAAUCGCUCCUCCACUUUCGGCGACGACUACUCAUACAGCGAUCGCAAGCCCGGCCGACCGACAGCUCCAAAGCCAGCAGAGUCGGAAACAGAGAAGGCAUCUUCCCAAGCAACUAUGUCGAGACUGUCUAGGGUCUUUAUCCCUAAUGCUUGUAUAUCUGACACCAUGACGGCAUCAUCUUGGAAAGAAACAGCAACGCAGAAGCGCGAGGCCAUCUUGGCCGCUAUACCGAAAGAAUGGCGACUAGAGAAGUUGCCGUCUGUAGAGGAACAAGUUGAUGUCACCGAAUACGUGAAGCAGUACUUCAGCGAGAAGGAGCUCCAGAUCACAGAAAGCAGCGCAGAUGUUAUUGCGAAAACAGUGGCUGAAGGAAAGUGGACCGCUGAGGAGGUCACGAGGGCAUUCUGCCACCGAGCCGCAGUGGCGCAUCAGUUGCUGCACUGCCUACAUGAGAUCUUCUUCGAUGCUGCCAUUCAGGACGCAAAGGCCCUCGAUGCAUACUAUGCCAAACACAAGAAGACACUUGGGCCUCUUCAUGGCCUACCUAUCUCACUCAAAGAUCAGUUUCACGUCAAAGAUGUCGAGACCAGUAUGGGUUACGUAGGCUGGAUCGGCACCUUCGAAGGUAAGAAGGGUACUGGUAAAGAGAAGGUCUUUGAGAGUGAGAUGGUGAAGAUGCUACGAAAUGCGGGCGCUGUGUUGUACUGCAAGACGAGCGUGCCGCAUACUCUUAUGAGUGGCGAGACGGUCAACAAUAUCAUUGGAUAUACUCUUAACCCGAAGAACAGGCAUUUGACGGCAGGUGGUAGCUCAGGUGGCGAGGGCGCAGUGAUCGGAAUCAGAGGAUCACCAGUAGGAUUCGGUACUGACAUCGGCGGCUCUAUCCGUAUCCCCGCCGCCUUCAACGGACUGUAUGGCCUCCGUCCUUCUACCGGUCGUCUGCCAUACGAAGGCAUGGCAAACUCAAUGGAAGGGCAAAACACCGUCCUUUCCGUAGUUGGACCUCUCGCGACAAACGCAGCAUCCCUACGCCUCGUCACUCAAGCCCUCCUUCAACAAGAACCAUGGCUUCACGACCCAUUAGUCCAUGAAAUCCCCUGGCGUGCCGAUCAAGAGUCCGAGAUUAAGUCUGCAAAGAAGCUUUGCUUCGGCGUCUUACGAACAGACGGCAUAGUGAACCCCCAUCCACCCGUCAGCCGCGCGAUCGAAAUGGUCGUCAAAGCUUUGCGCACCGCUGGACACGAAGUCAUCGACUGGCAACCACCCUCCCACCGCACUAUCAACGACACCGGUUUCAACUCGUGGAUCUACGAUGCCGGAAAAGAUGUUCGUUCCGCAUUUGCGCUCUCAGGCGAACCCAUGGCGCCUCAGGUCUCGUUUUACCAAUCCCUUGAAAAGGAGUACACUGCCAGCGAGAUCGCCGCUAUAAACGUCGAGGUGCGCCGGUUGAAGAAGGAGUACAUGGAGUACUGGAACAGCACUGUUGACAAAACGGGUACGGGUAGGCCCGUCGAUGCGAUCAUUUGUCCUCUUGCGCCGUUCCCUGCUGCGAGAAAAGAAAAGUACAAAUAUUAUGGCUACUCGACGUGGGUGAAUACGCUGGAUUACACAAGUGUUGUUGUGCCGGUCACGAAUGCGGAUAAGAGCGUUGAUAAGAAGGAUGAAGGUUACAAAGAGAUUGAUGAGCAGGAUAAGAGAACUCAGGACGACUACGACCCGGAGAUUUAUGACGGUGCACAUGUCAGUGUGCAGCUUGUUGGGCGGAGAUUGCAGGAGGAAAAGAUGCUUGCGGUUGCGGAGUAUGUAGGCAAUCUUCUCCACACGUAG